AUGACCCAACCCACUCCCCUCUUCACCCUACCCAUCCCCAUAUCCUCCCCCCUCCAAUCUCACCCAGGCACUCUAACCUGCACAAUCCCCUCUCCCGCGCACCCCACCCUCUAUCUCCUCACCUUCUCCUCAUCCCCCGAUAACCGCCUCACCACCACUUUCUGCCAAACUUUUCUCCUCGCCCUCGACAUCCUCGAACUCUCCUAUCCAGUGGGUGCUAUCUGUAUAACCUCUGCCAUCCCCAAAUUCUUCUCCAACGGCCUUGAUCUCAAUCAUGCGUCUACUACUGAGGGAUUCUGGGAGAAGAGUCUUUAUGCGUUAUGGAGGCGCUUGUUAACCUACCCAAUGCCCACCAUAUCUCUCCUCCCCGGGCAUGCCUUCGCCGGCGGCCUCAUGACCGCCAUGUACACAGACUACCGUAUCUUCAACCUCAGCCGAGGGUACCUCUGUCUUAACGAGCUAGAAUUUGGAGCCCCCCUCAAACCUCCCAUGUCCUCCAUAUUCCGACAAAAGCUCUCUUCUCCCGCCACCUAUCGCUCUCUCGUCCUCGAAGCUAAACGCUUUAACGGCGAAGCCGCCUUGAAAGAAGGCCUUGUGGAUAUAUUAGGUGGAUGGGAAGAUGUGUUGAAGCUAGUGGAUGAGCGGAAAUUGUUGGAGAAGGGGAAGAGCGGGGUAUAUGGGGUGUUGAAGGCGGAGAUGUGGAGGGAGAGUUUGGGAUAUCUUGAAGGGCACACGGAGAAUGAGGAGAGGGAUGGGGUGAAUAUGGAUAAGGAAGUGGAGAGGAAAGAGCAGGCCCAGAAAAGAGUUGCUGAAUGGGAGAAGCAGGCAAAGAAGACAUCGAAACUAUAA
Messenger RNA from Sclerotinia borealis F-4128, 849 nucleotides. Lineage: Eukaryota; Fungi; Ascomycota; Leotiomycetes; Helotiales; Sclerotiniaceae. The record is from the annotation of a GenBank genome assembly.